CCCCUCCCGCCCCCCACACACUGGGCCCUAGAGGAGCCCCCGCUGCCGCCCUCCCUCCCUACGCAGCCCCCGCGAUGGACAGGAACUACCCGACCUCCGGCUUCGCCGGCCCGCUGCCGCCGCCUCCCGCGCCCCCGGUCGCCCCCGCCGCCUCCCGCGCCGCCGCACCACCCCUCGCCCCCGUCUGGGCCUACGAACCCCGAGCCGCGGCCGCCGCCGCCAGCAGCUGCAGCAGCCCCAGCCUCAAGGCCAGUUUAAGCUAUGAAGAAAGACAUCCCUCACACUCUGAAACAGAUCUUCAGAGACAGCCUUUUGCAGGCUCUCUUCAGCUUCCUGGAUAUGCAGCGACCACACCUCAGCCAACUGGUCUUUCUGGAAUAUUUGAUACUAGUGUGAACAGUGCCAGCACUAACACUAAAGAAUCUUCAGUGAUGAAUUUCCUCUCUGAUGUUGAAUCCCGAACUGCUCAGGCUGCUGCUUCAGGAACUACUCUUUUACCACAAUUCAGGGCUCCAUCCUGGCAGACAGGUAUGCAUUCCUCAGCAUCAGCUGAGCUGUUUGUUGCUGGACAUUUGCCAACCACUGGAACACUUCCACCCUCUGCCCUCUCUGCUUAUCAACAUCCCACCACCUUCAGCAAUAGAAACUUUGCUACCACCUCACCUUUGGUGCUUCAGGAUUCAACUUUUAACACUACAUCAAAUGGAAUUUUAAAUCCUCAUGACCCUUUGCUACAAAUCAAGACUUCCCAGGGAACUGUUCCAACUGCUUUGGCAUUUGAGCGUCUGGGCAGUUCGGCAUUAAAUAACAGCAUACCACCUCAGUCUUCAACAUACCGCUCUGCUCAAGAAUCUGCACCCCAUCUUUUACAACCUCAAUUUAGUUUGUUGCCUUCAGCACUUGGGGGAGCCCAGCAAACUCCUCAAGCCUACAGUUCAACUGUCUUUACUAGUUCUACUGCUUCCAUUGAAAGAGCUCUUCUUCGAGAAUGUAGUGUUAUUAAACACCAUCAGCGGCCUUCAGGUACCCAGCCUAUUCAGGCUCAACUGACUGGUUCACAGCAUUCCUUACAUAGUUAUCUAUCAAGUGCAAGUGUAGUUAAUUUUCAGGAAACAAGCAGGCAGUCAUCUUUAUCCUGUAGCCCAGUUGGAGAUUCUACUCAGGUGAGCAAUGGAGGGUUGCAACAGAAGACCUCUCAGGUCUCAGUGGAACUUGCUCAGUCUUACUCAUCUGCAAUUCCAUCAUCAGGGUAUCCUCCUACUACAAAAGUAAAAAGUUGUUCCACAAAACAACCACUAACAUCAGCUAAGACCCCCAAACCUCAAAGUAUAAUUCCUCCUGUGCAAACACUAAGCUAUUCCAAACCUUUACAUAACCAGAGUUCUGUAAUAUCGGGCCAAGCACAAAUUUAUUCUACAGCACAGCUACCAAGCCUUUUAUCAGUUAGUCAGUCCCAGAAUUAUGGUUUAGUACAGCCACAUAAUGUGCCAUCUAUUGUACAUUCACAGGUUUAUAGAUCAAGCAAAGUUGAGAAGUUGCCAUCCUUACAUAAACCUUUGACUUUCUCUGGGUCAUCUGAGACUAUAACUUCUGAGAGUCAGACACUUACUUAUUCUUCUAAUCAGCAAGAGUUAUUAUCUUCAGUUACAAGUGACAAUUACCCUGCUCAAACAAGAGAUCUCGCUUCAGCUAGCCAGUCUCAAAGUUACUCAUCUGGUCGCUCUCAGGGUUUAUCACCUGUUAGCCAGACACAGGUUAGUUACUCAUCUCAAUCACAAAUUUUGUCAGUUGUUAGUCCUUCAGAAAGCUAUGCUUCAGGGCAGCCCCUAACAUUGACAGCCCCUUCUCUUUCUUAUUCUUCUGCCUCGCGGGCUCAGAAUUUGCCAGAGUCUAGCCCAACCCAGAAUUACAUUUCUAUGCAUUCUUCCCAAAAUGUUCAGACUCAAGGAUCAUCGUCUCCCCAGUCCCAAAAGUUUUUGCCUGCUGUCCAGUCAUCAUCUUUUGCAUCCUCUCCUCAUUGUCAGACAUUACAGAAUAACAUACCUUCCCCUGAUCCAAAGUCUUACGCUGAAAGAAAACUUGACUCAAAUGUGUAUACAUCUUCCAAGGAAGAAGAUGAUUUUCCAAUGCAAGAGUUACAGGUAUUACAGCCACAAGUAUCUCUUGAGUCAUCAACCCAAAGGCUGUCUGAUGGGGAAAUUAAUGUUCAAGAAUCUACAUAUAAGGUAUCAAAGGCAGAUGACAGAUAUUCUCAGAGUAUAAUCAGAAGUAAUUCCCAUCUUGAAGAUCAAGUUGUUGGGAUUGCUCUACAAGGGUCAAAAAAAGAAGAAAGCUUGGUUGGUUCAGUGACACAAAUUAACCAACAAAUUGGCCAAGUCAAUAAUGUGGCAACCCUUGAUACUAAGAAGGCAACUAAUUUAAUACAAACUCCACAAAUAAGGCUGAAUACUAAAGAUCUAGACCAGCAGCAUUCCCUUAUACAUAAGAUACCUGAGGCCAAGAUCCAGGAGCAACAUGAUCAAAUAGUUAAUGCUUCAUCGCAGAUUCAAAUUCCAAAUCAAGCUUUAGGGCAUGACCAUCAGGCAUCUCUUCCUAAUACACAGGUCCUUUUAGAUUCUGCUUGUGAUUUACAAAUUCUUCAGCAGUCAAUACUACACGCAGGUUUAGGACAAGUAAAGGCACCUUUACAAGUGCAGCGUGUCCAGAGUCCUCAACAAAUAGUACAUCCUUUCCUUCAAAUGGAUGGCCAAAUUAUUCAGAGCAAUGGUAACCAUCCUCAGCAGCUCCAUCCUCAGAAUUCUGAAAUUAUGAAAAUGGACCUCUCUGAGUCUUCAAAAUCAUUACAGCAUCUAACAACAAAAGGCCAUUUUAGUGAAACAAAUCAACAUGAUUCAAAGAAUCAUUUUGUUUCUCUUGGAUCAAUAUGUUUCCCAGAGGCAAUGCUUCUCAGUGAUGAAAGAAAUAUUCUAUCAAAUGUAGAUGAUAUCUUAGCAGCUACAGCAGCAGCUUGUGGGGUUACACCUUCUGAUUUUUCCAAGUCAACUUCAAAUGAAACCAUUCCAGCUGUUGAAGAUGGUGAUUCUAAGUCUCAUUUUCAGCAGACAUUAGAUGUCAGGCAUGUGACUUCAGAUUUUAACUCCAUAACAGCUACAGUAGGAAAAUCACAGAAUCUAAGUGACAUUUCCUUAAAUGGAAGCCAUAUUACCAUGAACCUUUCACCAGUACCUACCCUUCAGUCAAAAAUGACUCUUGAUCAACAGCAUAUUGAAACUUUGGGUCAAAAUAAAGUGUCUAAAGUAACUUCACCAAAGGUUGGACCAAGUCAUGAAGUCCAGGAGCAAAGUUCUGGCCCAUUCAAGAAGCAGUCUGCUACCAAUCAUGAAUCUGAAGAAGACGGCGAAGUUCCUGUUGAUAGUACAUUAAGUAAUAACAGAAACCAAGAGUUUGUUUCUAGCAGUAGGAGUGUAAGUGGAGAGAGUGCUGCAUCGGAGAGUGAGCUCGCCUUCGGGGUUGACGAUAGUGGUGUGUGUGUGAACCCGAGUACGAGCGCACUUGCAUUGUUGGUCAUGGCCCAGCCUGGAGAGACAGUCAAUGUCAAGGUUGAAGAAGAAAACCAAGAUUUUAUGCAUUGUAACCUCCAGAAGAAAAAAACUGGGAAAGGGCACACUAAAGAGGAAGACAACAGUAAUCAGAAACAGCUAAAAAGACCUGCCCAAGGCAAACGCCAGAAUCCAAAGGGAGCAGAUACAAAUUUACCGUAUACUCCUCCUUCCUCAGAGAGCUGCCAUGACGGCUAUCAGCAUCAAGAAAAAAUGAGACAGAAGAUCAAAGAAGUAGAGGAAAAGCAGCCGGAAGUGAAAACAGGAUUUAUUGCCUCUUUCUUAGAUUUUCUGAAAUCUGGGCCCAAGCAGCAGUUUUCCACUCUUGCUGUAAGAAUGCCUAAUAGGACUAGACGACCAGGGACCCAGGCUGUGCGUACAUUUUGCCCCCCACCACUUCCAAAGGCUUUAUCCACAGCAGCCACACCUUUAGUGUCUGAAAUGGGGGGUAACAGCCCAUCAGAAAAAGUUGAUAAUGAACUUAAAAACUUGGAACAUUUAUCUUCGUUUUCUUCUGAUGAUGAAGAUCCUGGAGUAUGCAGUUAUGAUAUUUAUAAAAGUACCUCUAAUACCUUAGCUACUUUGGAUGCUACUUCUGAUAAAAAGAAGAAAACAGAAGUCCUACAGGUGGCAACUACUAGCCCAACUACCAAUACUACUGGUACUUCUACUUCCUCCACCACUGUGGGUACAGUUAAGCAAGAACCUUUCUACACUACUUCACCUGCAGUAAAUACCCUGGAAAACAUAAGCUCAACACAUCCCCCGAAGCCCUUCGAACAAGGUGGUCUUCCUUCAGACCAGUUUGCAAAAGGACAGAGCACUGUUGCCAUACAAGGUUUCACAGAUGAGGAGAACACAGAAAGCGGAGGAGAAGGCCAAUACAAAGAACGUGAUGAAUUUGUGAUAAAGAUAGAAGACAUAGAGACGUUUAAGGAGGCUUUAAAAACAGGAAAAGAACCCCCAGCUAUUUGGAAAGUACAAAAAGCUUUAUUACAGAAGUUUGUUCCUGAAAUUCGAGAUGGGCUAAGAGAAUUUGCUGCUACAAAUAGUUACCUUGGAUAUUUUGGAGAUGCAAAGAGUAAAUAUAAAAAGAUAUAUGUGAAGUUCAUUGAAAAUACAAACAAAAAGGAAUAUGUUAGAGUGUGUUCCAAAAAGCCAAGAACUAAGCCUUCACAGACUAUCAGAACUGUUCAGGCCAAACCAAGUAGCAGCAGUAAAACGUCUGAUCCUCCACCACCAAAAACUGCAAACCCAAAAGCCCCUUCCACAAAACCUAAAGUUAAACAGCUGAAAGUAAAGGCUGAGCCGCCACCAAAGAAACGGAAAAAAUGGAAAGAAGAAUUGUCAUCAUCCCAGUCUGACUCAUGUCCUGAGGUCCAUUCUAGUAGCAGCGAUGAUGAGGCAUUUGAUCCUCCAACUCCAUUUGUCACUCGUUUUUUGAACACAAGAGCAAUGAAGGAAACCUUUAAGAGCUACAUGGAACUGCUUGUUAGCAUUGCUUUGGACCCUGAUACAAUGCAAGCCUUAGAGAAGAGCAAUGAUGAGCUACUUUUGCCUCAUAUGAAAAAGAUAGAUAGUAUGCUGAAUGAUAACCGCAAGAGACUUCUUCUGAAUCUUCAUUUGGAUCAGUCAUUCAAGAAUGCUUUGGAAAGUUUUCCUGAACUAACAAUAAUUACUCGAGACUCUAAAGCAAAAAAUGGGGGAUCUGCUAUUUCUAAAAUCAAAAUGAAUGGCAAAGCUUAUAAUAAGAAAACUCUAAGGACUUCUAAAACAACCACUAAAUCUGCACAAGAGUUUGCUGUUGAUCCAGAGAAAGUACAGUUGUAUUCUUUGUAUCAUUCACUCCAUCAUUAUAAAUACCAUGUUUAUCUGAUAUGUAAAGAUGAGAUUUCUUCUGUGCAGAAAAAAAAUGAAGAUUUAGGACAAGAAGAAAUUGUUCAACUUUGUAUGAAAAAUGUAAAAUGGGUGGAAGACCUAUUUGAAAAAUUUGGAGAACUUCUAAAUCAUGUACAGCAGAAAUGUUCCUAAUAUUUCCACAAAAACCCCAUCUAUUUUAAGGCACUAAUGAAAUGGUGGAGAGGAAUGGCCAAAGAGGGUCUAGGGCCUCAUAUAAUCAUGUGUCAAGCAGUGGUCUCCUGUGGACAUCCCUGCUUUGACCAUGGAACUUGCAUUAUGACCUCUGCUGAGGAACAGUGGUGCUGUGCUGCCAAGGAAGUCAGUCCUUUGGGAACAGAUCUGUAUCCCACCACGUUUUUAUCCUAAUGAAUGAUUUUUCUAUUUUGUAAACCAUUGGAUAACUGAGUUUUAUUUUCAGAAAUGUUUUUUGACAAAUGAUGAAGCAUGCACUAAGUAUAAUUUUUCUUUAUUGUUAGAGAGAUAACACUUCAGUAACUUGAUUAUUUUUUUCUGAUUCUGACUAAACACCAGAAUUAAAGAGAGGUGGCAGAGGUAUAUGUUUAUAUUCAUGUCUGGCCACAAAAUGGAAAGUAUUGUACAUUAUGUAAACAGAUCUGGUGUGAUGUGACAUUUUGUAUGAGAAUAUCAUCAAUUUAAAAUAGAAAAUUCAGAACCUGCAUUCUGCUUUAUGAACUCCUUUUACUCUGAACAUGUUCAGGAAACUGGAUGUGGAAUUGGUGCAAUUCUGUGACUGCUUUUUGUGUCAAAUUAUAUUGUGAUGAAAAAAACAAUGAACAUGCUAUUUUCCCUAUCUCAAAGAAAAGUAUUUUCCUUUAUACUGUUUUACCUUUGGAAAAUUUUUCAAUUGUACAUUUGAUUUCACUAAUAGGUGUAUUUUUCACAAGGAAAUGUUGUGGUUACGUUUGAUGUUAUCUGUACUACACUUUUCAUUAUUUUCAGUAAAUCUUAUUUAGUUAUAUAUUGAAUUUCUAUUGUGAAUUCUAUCUUGAGGUAACCAUUUUUGUUUAUUCAGAUUCGCUUCAGUGUUACCCAGAAUAUGCAUUCAUUUCUAGAAUUAGUUUAGCUUUAUAAAUGGGGUUGUGUUAGACACUGCAGUAAUUUUCUAAUUCAUGAAAAUUAAUUUUCUGAGAAACAAGCACUUGAUUAACUGAUAUGUCAAAAUAAAAAUUAACCACGUGUAUUUUGAUGAAUAAAGUGUGUAAUUAGAUGAUAUGCAGUGUUAAACACAAGUUUACUUAAUUCUUAGAACUGGAAAUGGUAGAGCUCUCCGUUUGGUGCCUUUCCAACCUUUAUACAUGCUAUUGUAGCUUUCUUUAGUUUGAUAGCUAGUGUUUCAAGUAGUUUAGCUGAGGAGACAGUGAAUGUAUUAGGUUCAACAUGACCACCUUGUGUUUUAUUUGUGUUUGCCAACAGGAUGCCUUAUUGGUUUGAGAAAAAGAUUUACUAGUGUCCUUCUAAAUGAUCUCUUUUUUAGGGUUUCUAAAGAAGUUGUUAAUCAUCAUACUUUUGUUUGUUUUACCACCAUUUAGUGCCUUAAGUCCUAUCAAGAAAGCAGUGUUACUGCUCAAUCCCCAAAUAAGAUGUGGAUAUUGCCAUGGUCUUGAUUUUGAGUUAACAAGCCAACUUCUUAUACUUAAAACCUAGGUAAACUGGCAAAGAAUUAAAGGUAACUUGUGGCUUGAUUUGAGAAUAAAAUGUAGCAUUGGGUGAAAAAUGAGUAUUUGAGUUAAGUUUUCAUAUUUAUUUCUAAUGAUUGUCUUACUUAAAGCAAUAAUCCUUACUCCAACAAUCCUUGUACCUGCCACUAGACAAGAUAAUGGAAGUUUCUCUCAAGGGUUAAAUGUUCCAUUUCUGAAAGGUUUUUUUAAGAUUUGUUUAGACAGCUUAUUUUGAAAACAAAAGUAACCUGGUAGAUUGAUUUUAGCUAACACAAAUGAGAGAAUAGCAGCAGUGAGAGAGCAUCAUUAAAUCAGUUUUGCCAAGUGGAGAAAAGUGGGAAGCAGCCAUAUUUCUUUCUGAUACUGACUCUGGACAGAAUUGGUUUCUUUCUAAAGUGCAGAGUAGGUAACUACACCUCUUAAUGUAGUGUUGUAAGUACAAAUCUUUAUACUACUCUCCCAGCUUACUUUCCUGAAUCAUUGAGGGUUUAAACAAUAAAAACCAUCUUGCAUUUAGGUAACUCUUGAAGUACAUGUUUGAAAUCACUAGCCUCAUUUCCUUUAUAAUGAGACCCAUGAAAACUGUCUUACGUUUCCUGGAGAAAAUAACCCAUUUCCUUUUCAACUGCAGUCAACCUCAAACUGUUUACGGUUGUAUUCAUUUCAGUAAAACAAAUGUUUUCAUAAUAUCAGGCCAAGUCUGUGAUAUUGCCUGGAGGAGACCCUACUGUUUUGCACCAUCUCUUAUUUGAUACAUAGAACAUAAGGCAAAGAUACCAAAUUUGGGCCUUAGUGAAAAGUGGGACUCUAAUUAUGACAUCCAUAAAUGAGUCCUUUCUUGGUAUGAAGUUGAAUAAACACCUAGCUGGUCACCAUUCCCAUACUUUGUUAGGGGGUUUGAAAUUUAUAAUAUAGAAAAAAGCUUAGAUUGUAGAAUUAAAGAGUUAAAGCACAUGUUGCGAGGAAAACAUUUUAAAGAAAGAUUGAAUUUUCCUACCUAUAGCUAUGUGGAAAUAAUCUAAUAUAAAAAAUCAUUUUGUUUUGGUGUUUGUUUCUAGUUCAGAUUAGUGGUUGGAGAAGGGACCUCCUUGUUCCCAUCUUCAUGAUACCCAAUUUCCACUUAUUUGAUCCUCUAAUGUAAAGGCAUUAAUUUAUAAAGAUCUAUGAAUUAUAUCAUAAGCCAACAAUAGAAAAACACCCAUUUUCCUAUUACACUAUCAAAUAGAAAAUGUUGGUAAGAUGAAAGAAAUCUUUAUUUAAAAUGGCUUAGAAAAUGUUCAGAUUAUCUUUUGUGAAUUCUAAAUUUCUAAAAUUUAAAAUUAUAGAUGACUCAUACAUUAUUGCUGUUUUCAAAACUUUCCUCACAUCUUUUAAAGUUUCACUUUGUUUUUAAUAUAUGUAUUUAUUUUUAUUAAAGCAACUAUUUCCCAGCUUAUGACUUUGGAGAUAUACAUACCAUAAAACCAGUAUAGCAGUGGGGAGAUUGAAUCAGCUUAGGGUCCCAAAAGUUGCUUCAGAUUUGCAAGUUAUGAAUUUUAUUGUAUUUGUAGAAUACAUUUUUUGUUUUAUACUGUAGUUCCAUCUGUUUCUCAAAAAUGUUUUUUAAAUAGAGUGAAAUAUCCCAGGAUAAUUCCUUCUGUGUCAGUUGCACUUGACACAUAACUGCACAAAUGAACAAUGUACACUAUUAGUGGUGCAUUAACUUACAUGUACAUCUGGCAUAUGUGUUCACAAAUGCAUGUUUUUGCAAAUCACCUUUAUUUAUAAGUGACUAUAAUUGAAGUUUAGGAUACAAAGAAACCUGCAUUUGUAGUCCAGAGUUUUAAGUGGUCCAUAAUACAAUGUAUGGAAAUGUGAAAGACAAUUUUGUAUAUUCGUUUGUUACUAACUCAGAUCAUUAAAAUGAAAACAAUUUUUUAAACAACAAAA
Messenger RNA from Manis javanica (Malayan pangolin), 9106 nucleotides. RefSeq names its product glutamine and serine rich 1 (gene QSER1). Lineage: Eukaryota; Metazoa; Chordata; Mammalia; Pholidota; Manidae. The record is from RefSeq and is a predicted model, not a curated record.